Molecule: messenger RNA, 1425 nt
Organism: Culicoides brevitarsis
Lineage: Eukaryota; Metazoa; Arthropoda; Insecta; Diptera; Ceratopogonidae
Product: zinc finger protein 846-like
Exons: 3
Coding region: 71-1372 (433 amino acids)
Biological process (GO): regulation of transcription by RNA polymerase II
Cellular component (GO): nucleus
Molecular function (GO): RNA polymerase II transcription regulatory region sequence-specific DNA binding; DNA-binding transcription factor activity, RNA polymerase II-specific
Source: RefSeq, a predicted model, not a curated record
UAUUAGAAAAGACAAAAAAUUUGUUUACGAAUUUUGCGUUUAAAAAAAUUCACCUUAAAUUCCUUUAAAAAUGGAUUCAACCGAGGAAGCUCCCCCAUUUGAGAUUGAAGAGGUGCAAGUCAAAAACGAGCCCAUGGAUUUCGAGCCAGAGGAUGAUGAAGAAUUUGAGGAGGCGUACAACGCGACCCUCGAAAAUCACGACGAAGAUGGCGAACAAGACAAAAUUGACCCCUUUAACUUUCUCAAGAUGCAUUUUUCGACGAGUACUGAAGAGCAACCGUCCCUCACGUACACCGGGAAGCCCCGAAAACACACUUGCCACAUUUGUUUCCAGGAGUAUGUCGAUCUGAAGAGCAUUCGGCGUCACUUGCUGCGAAUUCACAACAUAAAUCCCCCGCAAGGCACCGUUCUGUACGAAUGUCCGGAAUGCCCGCAAAAGUUUUCCGAUAAAUCUCACUUGAAUCGUCACGCUUUGACACAUUCCGGGAUCAAGCCGCACGUUUGUCCGAAAUGUAAUAAGGGAUUUGGUCGCAAGGAGCAUCUCACGCGACAUUUAACGAACGUUCGAUGUGACGAAGUCAAGGAACCUAACGCGAAAAAAGAUGAAACUACCGUCGAAAAGCCCUUCAGUUGUCCCAAAUGCAACAAAGGCUUUGGCAGAAAAGACGCCCUUACGCGUCAUUUGUCCAAAAUUCAGUGUCAAGAGCCCGAGCCCAAAGAACAAAUCGAUGCAACGGAACUUUUGACCAUCAUCAAGGUCGAAAAUGUCGCCACAGAGUUUCCAAAGUGCAAAAUUUGUGAUAAAAAAUUUGUGCAUCAGACACAUUUGCGCGUUCACAUGAAGACGCAUGACGUGCAACCGCUGAAAUUCGAAUGUCCCAUUUGCGGAAAAAAUCUGUCGCGUAAAAGUCACUUGAGUCAUCACAUUCGACGCAUUCACUCGGUCAAAAUGGAAGAAGAAUCCGAUAAAGUCCCGUUGGCGGAAGAAGUCUCAUGUCACUUGUGUCCGAAAAAAUUCUCUGAGCAACUUGCGUACGAUCGUCACAUUGCCAUGCAUUCCAAUGACCAAAUCAAGAAGGAAAUUUGCGACAUUUGUAAUCAUGUCUUUCUCUCAAAGUGGCACGUGCGGAAGCACAAGUUGCACAAACACAAUAUCGAGCCGGAAAAUGGAUGUUUGGCUUGCAUUUACUGUCGAAAGAAAUUUAUUGACAAUUAUUAUUUGAAGAGACAUUAUGCGACAAAGCACAAGAACGAGACAAUGCACGAGGAAGGAAAUUCGUUUGAUGUUAUUACAAAAAACGAAAAUACGAUCGUUGUGAAGAAGGAACCUCAAAUGGUAGAAGAGUACCUCGAAGAUGAAGAAGUAUUAUAAGAAGUUUUAAGAAGAUUUAAUAAAUAAAAUUGUGAAAAAAUAAUUUAAUUUAA